Molecule: messenger RNA, 1574 nt
Organism: Ilex paraguariensis (yerba mate)
Lineage: Eukaryota; Viridiplantae; Streptophyta; Magnoliopsida; Aquifoliales; Aquifoliaceae
Source: the annotation of a GenBank genome assembly
UUGCUGUGCUCGCUUUGUUCCUUGAGGAGGCUUCUCGUCGCUCCGAUCUUUUCCUCCUCUCGGAACCCUCUCUUUCCCUUCACUUUCUCUCUACAUUUUUUUUCCUUCUGUUUCUCUCUGUAGCCAUGGCUUCCGAGAUCUUUACAGACAAAAACGCUGUUUUUAGGAAGCUCAAAGCCAAGUCUGAUAACAAGAUGUGUUUCGAUUGCAAUGCAAAGAAUCCAACUUGGGCGUCGGUUCCCUACGGCAUCUUCCUGUGUAUAGAUUGUUCGGCGGUUCAUCGCAGUCUUGGUGUUCACGUCAGCUUUGUUAGGUCAACCAAUUUAGAUUCAUGGACUCCAGAGCAGUUAAAGAUGAUGAGCUUUGGGGGUAAUAACCGUGCUCAAGUUUUCUUUAAGCAGCAUGGGUGGAGCGAGGGAGGCAAGAUUGAGGCUAAGUAUACCUCAAGGGCUGCUGAAUUAUACAAGCAAUUACUUUCAAAAGAAGUUGCUAGAAGUUCUGCCGAAGAGACAGGUUUGCCAUCAUCACCAGUUAGUACUCAGUCUGUAGAAGCUGCAAAUGGAUUUCCUGAUAUCAAGACCAAUGGAGCCCCAAAAGAAAUUGAUUCUGGAAAGUCUGAAACUACUUAUGUAUCUGCUUCACCAAAAGCUCCUCAAACUGUUGUUAGCAUUUCUGUUAAGAAGCCUCUCGGUGCAAAGAAAACUAGCAAGAGUGCGGGGCUUGGUGCUCGAAAGCUUACUACUAAGCCAAGUGAAAGCCUCUAUGACCAGAAGCCAGAAGAACCACCUGUACAAGUUUUUACCUCUGUAAAUAGCAACCCUACAGUUGGUUCAUCUUUGGCAUCUCGUUUUGAAUACAAAGAUAAUGUUCAAACUGCGGAGAUGAAUUCUGGGGGCACACAUGUGCUUAGUCAUGUAUCUCCACCAAAGUCAUCUAGUUUCUUUGCAGAAUAUGGGAUGGAUAGUGGAUUCUCAAAGAAAACAAGCUCAUAUUCAUCGAAAGUGCAAAUUCAGGAAACUGAUGAAGCAAGGAAGAAGUUCUCAAAUGCGAAAGCUAUUUCAUCAUCUCAGUUUUUUGGGGAUCAGAACAAAGCCGAUUCGGAUGCUUCAGCGUCCCUGCAGAAAUUCUCAGGUUCAACAGCCAUCUCUAGUGCCGAUCUCUUUGGUCACGAUGCAGAUAUUUCCUCUAUUGAUCUUACAGCAAGUGAUCUCCUCAACCGACUCUCUUUCCAGGCACAACAGGAUAUAUCUUCCCUUAAGAAUAUUGCGGGAGAAACUGGGAAGAAGCUCAGCUCUCUGGCAUCCACUUUGAUGACAGACCUUCAGGACAGAAUCCUUUAAAUGACGAUGCAUUUUGCAAUCGAAAUUAUCCGAACAAUCAGUCACAAUACCACCCUAUAUUUUCUGUAGUAGAUGUAAAAAAUGACUUCAUGAAAUUCUUUCAGACGACAAAAGUAAGAUUUUGAACUCUCUGGCUUAUGAAAGGCUGGUGUUGUUUUAUUUUGCAGCAGAGAAAUUGUGCUAAGGAUGAUUACGUACGUGUUUUUUUUUUUGGGGUCCCCCCCCCCCCCCCCC